Messenger RNA from Insectozyma verbasci, 1473 nucleotides. Lineage: Eukaryota; Fungi; Ascomycota; Pichiomycetes; Serinales; Debaryomycetaceae. The record is from the annotation of a GenBank genome assembly.
AUGUCUAAAAUAGCAAAAAAAGAUACACGUCCAAAAACUACGGAUGUAACUUUGACAAAAGGCUCUACAUUUGAAGAUUUUGGAUUGAAACGAGAUCUUUUGUUGGGUAUAUUUGAGGCAGGGUUUGAAAAACCAUCUCCUAUUCAAGAAGAAGUAAUUCCAAUUGCAUUAACCGGUAGAGAUAUAUUAGCAAGAGCAAAAAAUGGUACUGGAAAAACAGGUUCUUUUGUAAUACCUGCACUUCAACAGGUUAAAAAUUCAAAUGAGAUUCAGUCACUUAUUUUAGUUCCAACAAGAGAAUUAGCUUUACAAACUGCUCAAGUUGUUAAGACUUUGGGUAAACACUUAAAUGUUCAAGUUAUGGUAUCAACAGGAGGUACAAGUUUAAGAGAUGAUAUUGUUAGGUUACAUGAUCCAGUUCAUAUAUUAGUUGGUACCCCAGGAAGAAUUUUGGAUUUAGCUUCAAGAAAUGUUGCGGAUUUAUCAAAUUGUGGUUUAUUUAUUAUGGAUGAAGCUGAUAAAAUGUUAUCAAGAGAAUUUGAAAGAAUUGUUGAUCAAAUUUUACAAUUUCUACCACAAAAUCAUCAAAGUAUAUUAGUCUCAGCAACAUUUCCAUUAUCUGUUAAAAAUUUUUUAGAAAAAAAUUUAAAAAAACCCUUUGAGGUAAAUCUUAUGAAUGAAUUGACCCUUAAAGGUAUAUCUCAAUAUUAUGCUUUCGUGGAAGAGAAGCAAAAAUUACAUUGCUUAAAUACAUUAUUUUCAAAAUUACAAAUAAAUCAAGCCAUUAUAUUUUGCAAUUCCACAAAUAGAGUUGAAUUAUUAGCUAAAAAAAUUACAGAAUUGGGAUAUUCAUGUUAUUAUUCUCAUGCAAGAAUGCCACAGAAAGAUAGAAAUAAAGUAUUUCAAGAUUUUAGAGCUGGAAAAGUUAGAAAUUUAGUUUGUUCAGAUUUAUUAACUAGAGGGAUUGAUAUUCAAGCAGUUAAUGUUGUUAUAAAUUUUGAUUUUCCAAAAACUGCUGAAACUUAUUUACAUAGAAUUGGUAGAUCUGGUAGAUUUGGUCAUUUAGGUUUAGCUAUUAAUUUGAUUAAUUAUCAAGAUCGUUAUUCAGUUUAUAAAAUUGAACAGGAAUUGGGAACUGAAAUUAAACCAAUUCCAGCUACAAUUGAUAAAUCUUUAUAUGUUGCACCAAAUGAUGAAGGAGCAGAAAUUUCUCAACCACAACAACCAGUUCAAAAACCAGCCCAAACUCAACAAACUCAACAAUCUCAACCUCAACAACCUCAAUCUCAACCUCAACAACCUCAACCUCAACAACCUCAACCUCAACCUCAAUCUCAACAACAACCAAAUCAACCUCAAUUUCAACCUCAGUUCCAACAAUUCAAUCAUUAUCAAUACCAACAACCACCUUCUCAAUUCUCAGGUCAUCCACCACAAUUUCCAAAUCAACAAUACCCACCGGGCCAAUUCUAA